AUGUGCGCACAACGAUCCAAUGUAAGUCCGACGCCGUCGGAACAAUCCGAAACAGUGGGUGCCGUUCAGAAAUCGACAAAACCGCCGUCGAGCGAACGAUCGAGCGAGGGCUCCGCGAAGAGUUCGGAGAACACGGCACGAAGCGAGACGAGCUUCGAAUUGUCGGAAAUGUCGGUAAACAUGAAGACGGCGGUGGACGAAAAGGCGAAAGAGGAGAAGCCGCACACGACCGAGAACCUGAUGGGCACGCUGCCAGCGUUCGUGUUGGAGGAGAUCCGUGCACUCGAGGGCGUCUCCUACUACCACGGGAUGGUCGCCCGGGACCUCGUUGAGACCCGGCUGCUCAGGGUCGGCGACUUUCUCGUUCGCGCCACAGACAAUCGGAUCAUGUCGUUCGAGUUCAUCCUCUCGUUCUUCAACAAGAAACGUCUCCAUUCACAUUUGACAAUCAAGUCAGUCACUGAAUUUUACUAUUACGCGAUCGGAUCCUAACGUUAGAAAUGUUUAGAGGCGACGUGGCGACUGAAAGAUGGUCCCUGGGCGUCUCGAACAUUGUGACAUUCAGGACCAUCGGCGAGCUGUGCGACUACUACAAAGCCUACCCGCUCGGCAACACAAUCGUGCUCGCACGAGCCGUCUCGAAAAGCAAGCACAUGAUCGCACCGGAUCGGAUCGUCUUCGAUCUCAAAAAGGAUUUGCUCGGAAGCGGCAACUUCAGCGAUGUGUACAAAGGAAUCAUGGCGUUGGAGACGAAGUACGUGAAGGUGGCACUGAAGAACACGAAGCUGUUGGACGAGGUGAUGGAUGCGGACAAAAAUCCGAAUGCGAACAAAGUGAAGAAGGAGAUGAUCUCGGAGGCGGAAGUGAUGAGCCAGCUCCGACACGCGAAUAUCACUUCGGUAAGAACCAGAACAUGAGGCACUCUCAUUCAUAAAUGCCUUUCAGUUUUUCGGAAUGGCCGCCGACCGAAUGCCCGUGCUGCUCGUCAUCGAGUUCUGUCAAGGAGGGAACCUGGAGGGCCAUCUACGGAAGAACGGAUCGAUAAUAACGCACGGCGAACGGAUGCUCUACCUCGUCGACGCCUCCGCCGGCCUCCGAUACAUCCACGCAAUGUCGAUCACUCACCGAGAUCUCGCCGUCCGUAACUGUCUCAUCUCUGUCAAUGGAUUCGUGAAACUCUCCGAUUUCGGAAUGGGGCUCAAAAUUCGAAGACACAACAUGACAGGGAGCUCCGAAACUGGAGACAACUGUCCGGCACGCUGGAUGGCGCCCGAGCUCAUUUUUAAACAUCCAACAAAGUUCAGCAAGCAGUCGGACAUUUGGUCACUCGGAAUCGCCUCGUUCGAAGUGUUCACGAACGCGAGCAAACCGUUCGCAGAGCUCAACGGCACCGAAGUGAUGAAGGCGGUGAAGUUGGGAAAGUACCCGACGACGCCGCCGGAAGCGGGCCCAUUCCUCACGGGCCUGCUGACCCAAGUGCAUCGGCUGGAGGCUUCCACUCGCAUCGGAGCGGACAUGUUCCACAAGCAGAUUCUCGAUCACUGCCUCCACAAUAAUCUACUCACUCUGGACAAUCUGACGCUCAACAUGAUACCCGGAGUCAAAAGAGAACGAAUGUUUCAUGUAAGGUUCUCCGAUUUUCAGACAAUAACACACGAGUGUGUCGUUUCAGUUCGACGGAUACACGCCGCAGGUGGUGGUCUACGAUAAAGAGCACAAAGAUCAGGGAUACCAGGACGCGCCGUCGGAGAUGUUGGCUAAUAUUGUGUGGAAAGGAUAG
Molecule: messenger RNA, 1780 nt
Organism: Caenorhabditis sp. 36 PRJEB53466
Lineage: Eukaryota; Metazoa; Nematoda; Chromadorea; Rhabditida; Rhabditidae
Source: the annotation of a GenBank genome assembly